Molecule: messenger RNA, 1659 nt
Organism: Purpureocillium lilacinum
Lineage: Eukaryota; Fungi; Ascomycota; Sordariomycetes; Hypocreales; Ophiocordycipitaceae
Source: RefSeq, a predicted model, not a curated record
AUGCGGUGCCUCGCCUCGAUCUUGACGGCAGGCCUCGCUGCGUCUGGCGUCGUCGCCAGCAGCUGGUUCCCGGGCUCCAAGGCCGUCUACAACAAGUGGCAUGAGACUGAGCUUGAGCGAUGGCUGGCCGAUCAUGACGUUCCCUACCCGACACCAGCUGACCGCAGGGACUUGGAGUCGCUUGUCGAGAAGAACUGGAACGAUUAUGUUGUUGAGCCCUACAACAAGUGGGACACUGCCCAGCUCAGCUCCUACCUCAAGGCCAAGGGCAAGGACGCCCGGUCCGACGCCGACGAGGCAAAGGACAGUCUAAUCUCUCAGGUCAAGGCCAAUUGGUACGAGACCGAGGACGCCGCCCAGAAUGGCUGGGCCAGUGUCAAGGACUGGAUCCUUGACACCUGGACUGAAAGCCAACUCAAGUCAUUCUGCGACAAGCACGGCAUUCCGGUUCCCCAGCCCCGACAUCGUGAUACUAUUCUCCAAAAGGCACGUUCCGCCUACGAGACGGUGGCGAAGAAGGCUGGCGAGACCGCAGCCUAUCCUGGCGACUGGCUCUACGCUACCUGGUCCGAAUCUGACCUCAAGUCUUGGCUGGACACGCAUGGUUUCCCAGCCCCUCAGCCGUCGACUCGCGACAAGCUCAUUGCAUCGGUUCGCCGCAACUCAAGACUGGCGUAUCUGAACGCCCAGAGACAGGCUGCCAGCGCCACCGCCAGCGCCCAGGCGGCCUACGCUACGCUUACCGACAUGAUUAUUGAUGCUUGGAGCGAGUCCCAACUCAAGGAAUUCGCCGACAAGAACGGCAUCCCGGUUCCCCAGGGCACCCGGAUCAACGAGCUCCGCGCCCUCCUCCGCAAGCACCGUGCCGAGUUUCUCGGAGACACCGUCAACGCCAGCGCCAAGUCCGCCUUUGGUGCCGCCACGUCCAACGCGCGCAACGAGUACGCCAGGGCCACGGAUAGCGCCUCUCUGGCGGCGCAGGAUGCCUUCAACCAAGCUGUUGGCCUCUGGUCGGAGAGCAGACUCAAGGCGUACCUGGAUGCCCGGGGCAUCCCCGUCCCCCAACGAUCAAACACGGACGAGCUUCGCGCCCUUGUGCGAAAGCAUUCUCACAAGGCGUUGUCAGGGUGGACGGCUUGGACCUUCGAUGACUUCUCUCGCAAGAAUCUCCAGGAGUACCUGUCCAAGCACGGCGACAAGGCGGCCAAGGCCGCCGCCAAGAAGAAGGACGCGUCUCGCGAUGAGCUUGUCAAGGCGGCCCAGUCAGCUUACUCGUCGGCAUCUACUGCCGGCGGUGCCACGUAUGCGUCGGCAACCAGCUAUCUCUCGUCCGCUACCGCCGCUGCCAAGGGCGACGCUUUUGACUCGUGGUCGCAAUCCGAUCUCAAGGCGUACUUGGACAGCUACGGUGUACCAGUACCGCAAGGAUCCAAGAUUGAGGAGCUCAAGGCUCUGGCACGCAGGCAAUCGACUUACUUCAAGCAUGGGACAUCGUCCCCGGGGGGCACCAUCUUUGCCAAGCUUGAAGAGACGGCGAGAGAGGGCUGGAACUGGAUUGCGCAUCAGCUGAGCCUGGGUGGCCAAGCCGCUCAGAACAAGGCUGCCGAGGCCGAGGCUGCCGCCAAGGCCAAGGCCAAGGAAGCCAGAGAGGAGCUGUGA